Aspergillus terreus NIH2624 is the source of this 1644-nucleotide messenger RNA. RefSeq names its product putative G-patch DNA repair protein (Drt111). Lineage: Eukaryota; Fungi; Ascomycota; Eurotiomycetes; Eurotiales; Aspergillaceae. The transcript is spliced from 4 exons. Gene Ontology annotation, cellular component: precatalytic spliceosome. Gene Ontology annotation, molecular function: RNA binding. The record is from RefSeq and is a predicted model, not a curated record. The coding region runs from base 1 to 1644 and encodes 547 amino acids. Gene Ontology annotation, biological process: mRNA cis splicing, via spliceosome.
AUGACGUCCGAUUCUACUCCCGCUAAACCCGGGGGCAUGCUCUCCCUCUACGCCAAUCUUCUCGACCCGGAGAGCUCGACUGCCCCCGGUACCAUCUCUCGUGCUCCUGUGGUCUUCAAACAAGCCGACGCCGACUCCCCGGCCGAUGAUUCUGCGGCAAAGAAGCAACAGCUCAGUUCCGCUUCCCUUCGAUUUCAGCCUACGAAAAGACCGCAACUCGCUGCGCAGAAACCCAAAUCGAAGCCCACAUUACCUAAGGCAGCGCCCGCCGCGGUGCCUCCUGCUGCCCCUGUCAAGACUAGCCUGGCCGAUUGGGCGGCAACCGAGGACGACGAUGUCAACGGCUUCUAUGCCGGUCCGAAAAGACAGCGAGGCGGUCGCAAGAAGCGCAAGAAGAACCGGGAUGUCCGAGAGUUUAUACAAAACUGGGACGACAUCUAUGACCCGUCGCGACCCAACAACUACGAAGAAUAUAAGCAUAGCGAUGAGCAGAUUGCCGAAGUGCGCGAGUGGAAAGACCUUUUGUAUGCGCAUCGCAUGGCGCACUCGCCUAGUCAGGACUCGUAUAGUGACGCAGAGCGCGGUCGACCGAUGAUGAAUCGUGAGUCUUUCUGCGUACAGCGCAUCGAUAUUCACAAACUAAUCAUCAUGGCGACAGGUCAAUUCGCGCCGCCGAGUAGUUUCGCACCACCCCCGAAUCUCAAUGACAUGCCGCCGGAGCCUCCUGUUACCGACCAAGAUGCUCCAUCGGGAGAGGAUGCUUUUGCGCGGCGUGCUCGUUUGUCCGGCUUGCAACCCGACUCAGCCGUUUCUGAUACCGUGCCCCCUCCGCCGCCUCCUGAGGAACCACCGGCUCGUGUCCCUGAUGAUCCUACCGGAGAAGACGCCUACAAACGGCGCCUGCAAAUGUCGGCUGGGGCGCAGCCAACACCCCCUCCCUCAUCCACUCCGUUGGCGGCCAUGCAACCCGCCUCCGCGACGAUAUCUCGAGCUCCUGUCAGGUACACUUUACCUCCUGCCCCGGCGGACAUCCCUGCAUCGGAAGCAGAGCUCGAAGAAGUGUUUGCGAAAGAGGAGCCUGUGGAAGCGGAUGCGGAGGAGGACGGCCAACGCUCCCUCCGGCCAGGACAGAAGGGCUUCGCGGAGCGAUUGUUGGCCAAAUAUGGAUGGACAAAGGGGUCUGGCCUGGGUGCGACAGGAUCUGGUAUCGUCAAACCGUUACAAGUCAAGGUGGAAAAGCAGAAGAAACGGCCGGACUUCGAGGGUGGUGGCUUUGCUACUCCUGCUGGCAGGGGUAAGAUCAUUGGCGGUGCCAAAAAGCAAGAGGAUGAAGGCAAGUUUGGCCGGAUGAGUGAGGUGAUCAUCUUGAAGGGGAUGCUGGAUGGAAUGGAUGUGGAUGCAGAGCUCGAAGGGGGGUUGAUGCAGGAGAUUGGAGAAGAGUGUUCGGAGAAGUACGGCAAUGUUGAACGUGUCUACAUUUCUCGAGAUUCUGCCGCUCCCAUACCGGUAUUCGUCAAGUUUACGAAUCAACUUUCUGCCUUACGAGCUGUGAAUGCUUUGGAAGGACGAAUAUUUAACGGGAAUCCGAUAACAGCUCGGUUUUUUGAUGCACAUAAAUUCGAGCAAGGCGUCUAUGAAGAAUAA